GACUAGCUGCUUCCUUCUGCUGCUCAGAAAUAGACAAAAACAGAAGUGGUAACACAAAAAGCUGCAUUUCCGUGUACAAAGUAUUCGAGAAUCUUGCGUCUGCAGCAACAUGUCGACGGGUCAUGGGAAAUCUUAUUAAAGUUUUAGGAAAAGAUUUAGAAAACUGUCCACAUUUUUUUCUGGAUUUUGAAAAUGCACAGCCCACGGAGGCAGAAACAGUAGUGUGGAAUCAAGUCAACUCUGUCCUAGAAGAAGCCCAGAGUAUCCUGGCUGAACUGCAAUCAUACCGGGGUGCUGGGCAGGAAAUAAGACAGGCAAUACAGAACCCAUUGGAUUUACAUCUACAGGAAGAGGCAUGGCGCUCUGUGUGUCCUCUAGUAGCCAAACUUAAACGCUUCUAUGAAUUCUCUCUACGACUUGAAAAUGCACUGCACAGCCUGCUGGAAGCACUUACAUCACCUCCGUAUGCUCCAACACAACACCUGGAGAGAGAGCAGGCCCUGGCCAAACAGUUUGCUGAGAUCCUGCAUUUUACCCUUAGCUUUGAUGAGCUCAAGAUGACAAAUCCAGCAAUACAAAAUGACUUUAGUUAUUACAGGCGGACUGUGAGUCGCAAUCGACUAAAUAACUUCCAGGUGGAUGCAGAAUGUGAUGUAAACAAUGAGAUGGCCAAUCGCAUGUCUUUGUUCUAUGCUGAUGCUACACCAAUGCUGAAAACGCUGAGCAAUGCAACUACUAAGUUUGUUUCGGAGAACAAGUCUUUGCCAAUUGAGGACACAACAGACUGUUUAAGUACUAUGGCAUGUGUAUGCAGGGUUAUGCUUGAGAACCCUGGUUACCGUAGCCGAUUCACCAGCAAUGAGACUUUGCUGUUCUGUAUGCGAGUCAUGGUUGGUGUAAUUAUCUUGUAUGAUCAUGUACAUCCUGUUGGAGCAUUUGCAAAAACCUCAAAAAUUGAUAUGAAAGGCUGCAUCAAGGUACUGAAAGACCAGCCAUCAACAAGCACAGAAGGGCUUCUCAAUGCUCUCAGAUAUACAACCCGUCACCUGAACGAUGACACCACAUCCAAGCAGAUCAGAGCUCUUCUACAGUGAGCCAUUCUACGUGUGUCCCUUGCACUACCACUGCUUGAAAAAAAAAGAUGGGUCUAUGUCUAAAUAAGUGGCAACCUUAGGUCUUCAUCUAGGCAUCCCUCUGCUGUGCAGAGAGACUGUGUACAUCACUGGUCUUGUACUGCUGCCUUAUUGUGCUCUGCAUUAUUUUGCUGCAGAGCAUUGGCAAGUCAACCCUGUCCCGACGGGUCUCUUUAUCUUGUUGCUGUAGUCAGUGUGGUGCUUAUGAUUUCUGUCUUUCUCUUUUUAUAUUUAGUAAUGGUUUUACAGUGUUUUUCACCUGCAUAAUUUUGCUGUGUGCAUAGUUGACCUGUAUGUCAAUGGCCAUCAAGCAAUGUUGGCAAUGUUGAACAUUAUAGAAAGCAUGUUCUAAGAAUAAUAUAUAGGAUGUCAUUGCUGACCUCUUCUGUACACAGCAGUCAUGCUGAUCCAACUGCUUGAAUACAUUCUGAAUCUAAAUAUUAAAUCCACAAGCAACCAAAAGUUUUAGGAGUUCAACAAUGGCAACCUACAUAUGUUUCUCAGGUUUGAGUUUCCUUUUAAAAUUACCAGAGGAUCCCUUUUAUAAAGAUCAAAAAGGCUACACAUGGUACCAGAUUGCCUCACUAUGCAGGGAUUUCAAAGCAAUAUCAAAGCAAUUGUAGGGUACCUAUAGACUUGAGACUGGACAUGAUGGCCCCCCAGCCAGUCUCUGUUAAGGGACAACAAUUCACUGUUUGGUUAGAAAGCCUUUACCAUCUGCAAGAGCUACCCCCACCAUACAUCCCCAGAUGAUGCAGUACCAGGAGGUUCUUCUGCACCUUCAAUUUUGUAUUGAAGUAAACUUGUCAGCUUGGCAGAGCAGACCACUUAUGGAACACUCUGUCAUAAGUCUUAAGAGUAUGUGCCUUGAGGGAAGUCAGAUUCUACUUUCACGUCCAACCAGUUUGUCUGAGGCCAGCUUAAGGCAGUCAAUUUUAGCCAAAUCUAUUUUUGUUUGUUUUAUUAUAAUCUUAAAGGGUUUAAAGCUCUGUCAAGCUUUUAUUGUAAUCUGUGUUCCUAAUGGGAAAAAAAAUGCUCUGUAUUUGUUCUGUGGACAAAUGUCACUGCGACAGAAAAUGAUGGAGAAUAGAAUUAUAAAAUGAAGGGAAUUUCUAUAAAUGAGAACCGCGGUUCGUGUAAGAACUGUGAAAAAUUUGAGUUCUCUUAUUUUAAAGACGUUUCCUCCAACUUCCUGAAAUGUCUCCAGAACAAAACAACCACAGCAGUUUCACCAAUCUGUAGAUUAUUGUUGAUGUACACAGUCUCGUAAUGUCAAAAUAGCCUGUGUUUUAUCUUCCUUGACCCCCCCCCCCCCCCCAAAGUCCUGUGUAUGUUGCAACUCUGAUACGUUUGAUGUAUAAGUUAUACGUCUUGUAACUGAUCUGUCACUGUAUACUGCAAAUCACCACUGCCAAGUUGGUGACAUACGAUGGCCAAUAAAUAUCUACUCUACAGCUAAAUGGGAGUCUUCAACAGCUGGACACAUUUUCCUCAAAGAGCGCUGUCUAAAGAGUAUAUAUAUAUAUAUAUAUAUAUAUACACACAAAUACAUACAUACACAUGAUACUUACAAGCACACUGUGUCCAGGGCUAUUGGUGCAAUAUCGGAUGCACAGGGGGGUGACGAGGCUCGUGUUCAAACCUGGAGCAACGAUUCAACCAAAAACAUAAAUAUUGCACAAUUAUCUAUCACCAGGUAGCAAAGUAGUUUACGCCAGUCCCUGAGCCUGGUAUUCCAUAUGUAUGUGUGGACACUGUAUAUACAAAUGUCAUACAAUGUAGUGUACUUGUGUCAGAAAUGUUACGUUGAUAUCUGUGCUUAGAGUCCAUGCACAUGGACACUGCAUAUGGACUCACGAGACCUUUUUAUCUACAACUGUCUCUGCAGUGAUUCCUCUGAUAAACCUGUCUCAAUAAAACAAUAAAACUCUGUUCUGGUUA
Messenger RNA from Rana temporaria (common frog), 3074 nucleotides. Its product is annotated as CYFIP-related Rac1 interactor A-like. Gene Ontology annotation, biological process: regulation of actin filament polymerization. NCBI's taxonomy places the organism in Eukaryota, Metazoa, Chordata, Amphibia, Anura, Ranidae. The transcript has 11 exons. The coding region runs from base 123 to 1094 and encodes 323 amino acids. Gene Ontology annotation, molecular function: small GTPase binding. The record is from RefSeq and is a predicted model, not a curated record.